AAUUCCACUGGCAUUCAAUCAAUGCAGUCGUGAAUAAACCCCGAGUGAUCCCCCAUCGAUCGAUCGAGUGUCUCAAUUCUCAGUAAAAAUAAUAAUACACAACAAAAAACCGAAUAAUUAAUCUAAAAAUAAAGUCCAAACAUGGCGCAAAGUGAUGAUAUAAAUUGCUGUGCCAAUUUGAAGAAAGAUGAAAGCUGCUGUCAAGUGGCAAAGCAAAAGCCUGUAAAGACUCAAUCUGCAAAGAUGUUUCCCGACAAGAUCUACAAAUCCGUGCAGGCCAAGGGUGUGGAUGCCACGGGCAUGACCUGCGAGUGUGGAGUGUUUGGUGCCAUCGCCUGCGGGGUUUAUCCAACACAGCUGGAUAUUGCACAGAUGAUCUGCCUGGGACUGGUGGCCCUGCAGCAUCGCGGCCAGGAGUCGGCGGGCAUUGUGACGAGUCAGGGAAAACUGACCAAGAACUUCACCGUACACAAGGGCAUGGGCAUGAUCAAUAAUCUCUUCAACGAUGAGGCGAUCCGUAAGCUGAAGGGAAACCUGGGCAUCGGCCACACCCGCUACUCCACCAGCGCCGCCUCGGAGGUGGUCAACUGUCAGCCCUUUGUGGUGCACACGGCGCACGGCGCCCUGGCCAUUGCCCACAACGGGGAGCUCGUCAACUGCGAGUCCCUGCGCAGGGAGGUCCUUGAGCGGGGCGUUGGCCUGUCCACACACAGCGACAGCGAGCUGAUCGCCCAGUCCCUGUGCUGUGCCCCCGAGGAUGUGUCCGAGCACGAUGGCCCCAAUUGGCCCGCCCGCAUCCGCCACUUCAUGACCCUGGCCCCGCUCUCCUACUCCCUGGUGGUGAUGCACAAGGACAAGAUCUACGCGGUGCGCGAUUCGUAUGGCAAUCGACCGCUGUGUUUGGGCAAGAUCGUGCCCGUGGAUGCGGGACAUGCGAACAUCGAGGAUAAGCUGGCCGAGGGCUGGGUGGUGUCGAGCGAAAGCUGUGGCUUCCUCUCCAUCGGAGCACGCUAUGUGCGCGAGGUGGAGCCCGGCGAGAUCAUCGAGCUCUCGCGGAACGGCUACCGCACUGUGGACAUCGUGGAGCGGCCCGACUACAAGCGCAUGGCCUUCUGCAUCUUCGAGUACGUGUACUUUGCCCGCAGCGAUUCCAUGUUCGAGGGCCAAAUGGUUUACUCCGCCCGCCUGCAGUGCGGCCGCCAGUUGGCUCGGGAAUCACCGGUGGACGCGGAUUUGGUCAGCUCUGUGCCCGAGUCGGGCACGGCGGCGGCCCAUGGCUAUGCCCGAGAGUCGGGUCUGCCCUUUGGCGAGGUGCUCUGUAAGAACCGCUACGUGGGACGCACCUUCAUUCAGCCAUCCAACAGAUUGCGGCAGCUGGGAGUCGCCAAGAAGUUUGGAGCCCUCGCCCAGAAUGUGGAGGGAAAGCGCAUCACGCUCGUGGAUGACUCCAUUGUGAGGGGCAACACCAUUGGACCCAUCAUCAAGCUGCUGCGCGAUGCGGGGGCCACGGAGGUGCACAUCCGCAUCGCCAGUCCCCCGCUGCAGUAUCCCUGCUACAUGGGCAUCAACAUACCCACAAGGGAGGAGCUGAUCGCCAACAAACUGAGCCCCGAUCAGCUGGCGGAUCAUGUAGGCGCCGACAGUCUGGCGUAUCUCAGCGUUGAGGGACUCGUGCGGGCCGUUCAGAUGAACAAGACCCAUGUGAAUCCCAUCAAGGCGGGUUACUGCACGGCCUGUCUCACGGGCGAGUAUCCCGGCGGACUGCCCGAAGAGCUUAGCUGGUAGAUGGACACUCCCCACGUAGCCCUAAUCAUAGUUCUUAGCUCAAGUGUACAUAUUAAUAAAUAUACGUUUAAUUUUGGGUCUUACCCCACCCCACCCGCCACCAAA
Messenger RNA from Drosophila obscura, 1890 nucleotides. Its product is annotated as amidophosphoribosyltransferase. Bases 142 to 1785 code for a protein of 547 amino acids. Gene Ontology annotation, biological process: purine nucleobase biosynthetic process; purine nucleotide biosynthetic process. Gene Ontology annotation, molecular function: amidophosphoribosyltransferase activity. The record is from RefSeq and is a predicted model, not a curated record. The transcript has 3 exons. Lineage: Eukaryota; Metazoa; Arthropoda; Insecta; Diptera; Drosophilidae.